This is a messenger RNA of Capronia epimyces CBS 606.96, 1215 nucleotides long. RefSeq lists its product as uncharacterized. Gene Ontology annotation, biological process: mRNA splicing, via spliceosome. Gene Ontology annotation, cellular component: U2-type spliceosomal complex. Bases 1 to 1215 code for a protein of 404 amino acids. Lineage: Eukaryota; Fungi; Ascomycota; Eurotiomycetes; Chaetothyriales; Herpotrichiellaceae. The record is from RefSeq and is a predicted model, not a curated record. The transcript has a single exon.
AUGGGUGGCGAUCUCAACCUCAAGAAAUCAUGGCACCCGUCGCUCAUGACCAACCAGAAGAAAGUCUGGGAGGAGGAAAACAAAGCGCUGGAAGAGCGCAAGAAGAUCGAACAGAUUAGGAAAGAGAGGGCCGAGGAAAGACAAAUCCAAGAACUCGAAGAGCUACAAGAAGCAGCUGGUGGGAAAAAGAGACAGACUCGCGUCGACUGGAUGUAUUCGGGUCCAUCUGAUGGGCAAGCCGGCACGACUGAGGAGAUGGAAGGCUAUCUCCUAGGUAAAAGGCGGAUAGAUGGCCUCUUGAAGGGCACUGAGAAUCAAAAGUUGGAGAAGUCGGCCAAGGAGGACUCUUUCAUGGCUGUGCAAAAUGUGAACACUGCUAGGGAUAUGGCUGCUAAGAUUCGAGAGGAUCCGAUGCUCGCAAUCAAAAAGCAGGAGCAGGCGGCCUAUGAGGCCAUGAUGAACGAUCCGGUCAAGCGGCGAAUGUUGCUAAAGGCAGCCGGGAAAGACGACCACGAGAGUGAGCGUGAGCGGGAGCGGAAACGCAGGAAGCACCACCACCACCACCAUCACCGACACCGCGACGAUCGUGAUCGUGGCAGGCAUGAAAAGUCUCGUUCUUAUCGUGACACAGAUGACGAGGAUCGCAAUGGGCGAAGCCGGCACCGGCGGCGGAGAUCAUACACCCCCUCACAGUCUCGAUCACGCUCACGUUCUCUGCCUUCACCCCCUCGACGUGAUGCGCAGUCUAGAUCGCGCUCCCCUUACCGACGACAUCUCUCGCCUGCUAUAGAUGACAGGCGGAGGCCGCGGUCGCGGUCGCGGUCGCGGUCACCGUCCUCCCCUCCACGAAAUGGACACGGCGAUCGAGUCCGGAAGACUCAGAGCUGGCACUCAUCAAGGCCGGAGCGGCCACGUUCUCGAAGCCCACGUCGUAACCAAACGAACGCAGAUACAGAUGCUGCUGCCAAAGCGGCGAAACUAGCAGCCAUGCAGCAAGACGCCACAGAGCUUGAUAGGCAACGAGAGCAGAGGCUAGCGGAAAUUGCAGAACGGGAGAAUGCUGAGAGAGUGCGAGACGCUGCUGCUCGAGCACGGAAUUCUAAAUACGGUGGGCGAGCAGAUUUUGUCAACAAUUUUCACAAGAAGGCUGGUGCUAUGAGCCUGAGUCAACGCAUGGGCAGAAAUGGGAUUUCACAGAGAGAAGACGAGGAAUGA